This is a messenger RNA of Aphanomyces astaci, 660 nucleotides long. RefSeq lists its product as hypothetical. The transcript has a single exon. The coding region runs from base 38 to 610 and encodes 190 amino acids. The record is from RefSeq and is a predicted model, not a curated record. NCBI's taxonomy places the organism in Eukaryota, Oomycota, Saprolegniomycetes, Saprolegniales, Verrucalvaceae. Gene Ontology annotation, cellular component: cytosol; nucleus. Gene Ontology annotation, molecular function: protein binding; peptidyl-prolyl cis-trans isomerase activity.
CGCGGUUCUGUGGUGGUUUCCAUUUGGGGGCGUUGUGAUGUCGUCGUCGCACAAAGAGAUCAAGUUGCCGUCGGGGUGGACUCGUAUUGACAGCAAGAGUCGUCCUGGAGAAUGCUACUACUUGAACAAGGCAUCUGGAGAGAAGACAUGGAAGCUUGCAGACAUUCCGACCAAGGAAUCCAGCAAGCGCAAGCGAUCUAGUGACGACAGCACCAGUGAAGCCAACAAGAAGCACAGCCCACACACGCACGUCCAAGUGCUGCAUUUGCUUGUCAAGCACGUCGAGAGCAAGCGCCCUGCCUCUUGGAGGCAAGAUCCGAUCACCCGGAGCAAAGACGUAGCACGGUCCCGGUUGGAAGGCCUCCGCGACCAAAUCGUCCUGGCUGGCAAGAACCCCGACGCUCCCAAUGCGUUGCGGGACAAGUUCCAGGAGCUCGCGACCACCGAAAGCGACUGUAGCAGUGCCAAGCGGGGUGGCGACCUGGGCAAGUUUACUCGAGGAAAGAUGCAGCCGUCGUUCGAGAAGGCGUCGUUCGCCCUGCGCGUGGGCGAACUGAGCGGCGUCGUCGAAAGCGACAGCGGCGUGCAUAUCAUUUUGCGCAUCAAGUAGUAGUACUAACUAAUCAUAUACUAGCCUUUUGUCUAGUUGCAGGACGCUCA